AUGGAGAAUUUUCUUAGUCGAAAAAUGUCGGGUCGGGGAAAAACACUCGGAUCUGGCGCGGCGAAGAAGUCUACUUCCCGUAGUAGCAAGGCGGGGCUUCAGUUCCCUGUGGGUCGUAUCGCUCGGUUCCUCAAGGCCGGUAAAUACGCCGAGCGUGUUGGUGCCGGAGCUCCGGUCUAUCUCGCCGCCGUUCUCGAAUACCUCGCCGCUGAGGUACUUGAGCUCGCUGGGAACGCAGCAAGAGACAACAAGAAGACCCGGAUUGUUCCUCGACACAUUCAGCUUGCUGUGAGGAACGACGAGGAACUAAGCAAACUACUUGGAGACGUGACCAUUGCCAAUGGAGGAGUGAUGCCUAACAUCCACAACCUCCUUCUCCCCAAGAAGACUGGCCCUUCCAAGCCUACUGAUGAAGAUUAG
Thlaspi arvense is the source of this 420-nucleotide messenger RNA. The record is from the annotation of a GenBank genome assembly. NCBI's taxonomy places the organism in Eukaryota, Viridiplantae, Streptophyta, Magnoliopsida, Brassicales, Brassicaceae.